CGUUUCCGGAACCUCCGGGUGUCAUCCGCGGGGAAAGGUGGGGAAGGGUCCCGGGAACGUGGUGGGGCAGGGCCUCCGAGCGUGGUUGGACUUUGAAGGGGAUCGGCCGCCAUGCUGCAUCCCCUUUUUGGAACUGCUCAACCGGGUGGCAACCGGCGCCGCUUCCUGGCCUUGGGAGGUGGUUCCUUUCUUAACCCACAAGAACCUCUCCCAAGAGAACUUGGUCCUGAUGUCUGACCAUGGAGAUGUGAGCCUCCCGCCCGAAGACCGGGUGAGGGCUCUCUCCCAGCUGGGUAGUGCGGUAGAGGUGAAUGAAGACAUUCCACCCCGUCGGUACUUCCGCUCUGGAGUUGAGAUUAUCCGAAUGGCAUCCAUUUACUCUGAGGAAGGCAACAUUGAACAUGCCUUCAUCCUCUAUAACAAGUAUAUCACGCUCUUUAUUGAGAAACUACCAAAGCAUCGAGAUUACAAAUCUGCUGUCAUUCCUGAAAAGAAAGACACAGUAAAGAAAUUAAAGGAGAUUGCAUUUCCCAAAGCAGAAGAGCUGAAGGCAGAGCUGUUAAAACGAUAUACCAAAGAAUAUACAGAAUAUAAUGAAGAAAAGAAGAAGGAAGCAGAGGAAUUGGCCCGGAACAUGGCCAUCCAGCAAGAGCUGGAAAAGGAAAAACAGAGGGUAGCACAACAGAAGCAGCAGCAAUUGGAACAGGAACAGUUCCAUGCCUUCGAGGAGAUGAUCCGGAACCAGGAGCUAGAAAAAGAGCGACUGAAAAUUGUACAGGAGUUUGGGAAGGUAGACCCUGGCCUAGGUGGCCCGCUAGUGCCUAACUUGGAGAAGCCCUCCUUAGAUGUGUUCCCCACCUCAACAGUCUCAUCCAUACAGCCUUCAGACUGUCACACAACUGUAAGGCCAGCUAAGCCACCUGUGGUGGACAGGUCCUUGAAACCUGGAGCACUGAGCAACUCAGAAAGUAUUCCCACAAUCGAUGGAUUGCGCCAUGUGGUGGUGCCUGGGCGGCUGUGCCCACAGUUUCUCCAGUUAGCCAGUGCCAACACUGCCCGGGGAGUGGAGACAUGUGGAAUUCUCUGUGGAAAACUGAUGAGGAAUGAAUUUACCAUUACCCAUGUUCUCAUCCCCAAGCAAAGUGCUGGGUCUGAUUACUGCAACACAGAGAACGAAGAAGAACUUUUCCUCAUACAGGAUCAGCAGGGCCUCAUCACACUGGGCUGGAUUCACACUCACCCCACACAGACCGCGUUUCUCUCCAGUGUCGACCUACACACUCACUGCUCUUACCAGAUGAUGUUGCCAGAGUCAGUAGCCAUUGUUUGCUCCCCCAAGUUCCAGGAAACUGGAUUCUUUAAACUAACUGACCAUGGACUAGAGGAGAUUUCUUCCUGUCGCCAGAAAGGAUUUCAUCCACACAGCAAGGAUCCACCUCUGUUCUGUAGCUGCAGCCACGUGACUGUUGUGGACAGAGCAGUGACCAUCACAGACCUUCGAUGAGCGUUUGAGUCCAACACCUUCCAAGAACAACAAAACCAUAUCAGUGUACUGUAGCCCCUUAAUUUAAGCUUUCUAGAAAGCUUUGGAAGUUUUUGUAGACAGAGUAGAAAGGGGGGCAUCACCUGAGAAAGAGCUGAUUUUGUAUUUCAGGUUUGAAAAGAAAUAACUGAACAUAUUUUUUAGGCAAGUCAGAAAGAGAACGUGGUCACCCAAAAGCAACUGUAACUCAGAAAUUAAGUUACUCAGAAAUUAAGUAGCUCAGAAAUUAAGAAAGAAUGGUAUAAUGAACCCCCAUAUACCCUUCCUUCUGGAUUCACCAAUUGUUAACAUUUUUUUCCUCUCAGCUAUCCUUCUAAUUUCUCUCUAAUUUCAAUUUGUUUAUAUUUACCUCUGGGCUCAAUAAGGGCAUCUAUGCAGAGAUUUGGAAGCCAUUUAGAAAAUCUUUUGGAUUUUCCUGUGGUUUAUGGCAAUAUGAAUGGAGCUCAUUACUGGGGUGAGGGACAGCUCACUCCAUUUGACCAGAUGAUUUGGCUAACACAUCCCGAAGAAUGAUUUUGUCAGGAAUUAUUGUUAUUUAAUAAAUAUUUCAGGAUAUUUUUCCUCUACAAUAAAGUAACAAUUAACUUA
Molecule: messenger RNA, 2131 nt
Organism: Gorilla gorilla gorilla (western lowland gorilla)
Lineage: Eukaryota; Metazoa; Chordata; Mammalia; Primates; Hominidae
Gene: STAMBP
Product: STAM binding protein
Exons: 11
Coding region: 230-1504 (424 amino acids)
Biological process (GO): protein K63-linked deubiquitination
Cellular component (GO): endosome; cleavage furrow
Molecular function (GO): protein binding; K63-linked deubiquitinase activity; metal-dependent deubiquitinase activity
Source: RefSeq, a predicted model, not a curated record